ACGUAGAAUCCGUAUACAACUGCAUAUCGAGUAUUGAUCCGGAAUGUCAUCUUCAGAUUACAAAUUUUAUUGGACAUUUUUACAUAUUUUGCAUUCGCACAGUUUACUACAUAUGUAUACACUGAUUAAAUCUAUUGUGUUUUACACUUCAAUUCAACCUGUAAAUCAACCUUUACGACAAACUAUGUUAUAAAAUUUAGUCAGCUUCUGGUGCACUACAGAUUUUUCCUACUUGUGUGUAUUCCAUAACUGAAAAGUGACAGGAUGCACUUUCCCCAAGGGUUUGUUUUCGUACCACUGUUUGUAACAAUCAUUCAGUUUUCAACUGUGAAGAGUUCUAGCCGUUUCAGUACGAUUGAGUACAUUGGUCACACUGCCGUCAAUUUUACAGGAUUUGGUCUACAUAUUCAUGCAUCCACCGAUGACACAAGCGGAUGUAUCGUUCUGGAUCGUCACCUUGUACAGCAAAUGGUUUCCAUCGACACCUUAGGAAAAUGUCUCACCCUUUACACCCACGAAGACUGCAAUGACGAUCCAGAGUUCGAGGAAGCAGAACACAAAGCCUUUUUUGGACGAUACAACAACUUAAAUCAAUUUGGAUGGGCAAAUAAGUCCAGUGCUAUCAGAUUCACGUCACAAUGUGAUUUGGACUAACCUGCAGAUUUAGACAAGCGACUUGAUAAAUUUAAAUAAUUAAAACUUUUUCCACCAAAACGAUUGCAAGGUGAGAAAUUUGAUAAAACUUUGAAUAUUUCUAAAUUCUUGAAAUAAACGACAAGUAGGCACAAAAUAA
Messenger RNA from Folsomia candida, 793 nucleotides. RefSeq lists its product as uncharacterized. The coding region runs from base 265 to 654 and encodes 129 amino acids. Lineage: Eukaryota; Metazoa; Arthropoda; Collembola; Entomobryomorpha; Isotomidae. The transcript has 2 exons. The record is from RefSeq and is a predicted model, not a curated record.